GUUGUAGUCCUGCGGCGGCGGCGGCUCCGGCUGCCCCCGGGGCUGCGGGACUGCGCUUCCCGGCGACCCCCGCGCCCGGCGGAGGGACCGGACGGGGCGGGGUGGGACGGGACGGGGCGGGACGCGGCGCCCCUGGGGGCCGCCGGGGCUGCGGCGUGGAUCGGGAGCGCUGCGGGCACCAUGAGCGGCGGCGGGGAGCGGGCGGCGGCGGAGCGGGAGGAGUUCAUGAGCUUCUUCCCGCAGAUCGUGCGCGACCUGACCGAGGGCGGCCUGGGGCACCCCGAGGUGGGCGAUGCUGUGUCCCGCUUGAAGGAGGUGCUGGAGUACAACGGGGCGGGCGGGAAGUGCAACCGGGGCAUGACGGUGCUGGCCGCGUACCGAGAGCUGGCGGGCCCCGGGCAGCAGGGUGCGGAGAGCCUCCGGUGCGCCCUGGUCGUCGGCUGGUGCAUCGAGCUGCUCCAGGCGUUCUUCCUGGUGACCGACGACAUCAUGGACGCGUCCCUCACCCGCCGGGGGCAGCUCUGCUGGUACAAGAAGGAGGGGAUCGGUCUUGAUGCCAUCAAUGAUGCCCUCCUCCUGGAGUCCUCCGUCUAUCGGCUGCUGAAGAAGUACUGCGGGGAGCAUCCCUACUACGUGCACCUCCUGGAGCUCUUCCUGCAGACUGCCUACCAGACGGAGCUGGGGCAGACGCUGGACCUCAUCACUGCUCCCAUUUCCCAGGUGGAUUUGAACCGCUUCAGUGAGCAGAGGUAUAAGGCGAUUGUGAAGUACAAGACGGCGUUUUACUCCUUCUACCUGCCUGUGGCUGCUGCCAUGUACAUGGCUGGUAUUGACAGCAAGGAGGAGCAUGACAAUGCCAAGGCCAUCUUGCUGGAGAUGGGUGAAUUCUUUCAGAUCCAGGAUGAUUACCUGGACUGCUAUGGAGACCCAAAGGUGACAGGGAAGGUUGGCACUGACAUCGAGGACAAUAAGUGCAGCUGGUUGGUGGUGCAGUGUCUGCAUCGGGUCACGCCAGAGCAGAGGCAGAUCCUGGAGGAGAACUAUGGCCGUAAGGAACCUGAGAAGGUGGCAAAGGUGAAGGAGCUCUAUGACACCCUGGGCAUGAGGGCUGCUUUCCAAGAGUACGAGGAGAGCAGCUACCAGCGCCUGCAGGAGCUGAUCCGGACACACAGCCACUGCCUGCCCAAGGCCAUCUUCCUUGGCCUGGCUCAGAAGAUCUACAAGCGGCAGAAGUGAUGGUGGGGCUGCCCCUCCACUGCUUCGCCUCUGCUGAAGGGGGCUGGUGGCCAUUGGGGUCUGCCCCCGGCUGGAACUGAUCCCUGCCCCCUGC
Messenger RNA from Pezoporus occidentalis (night parrot), 1330 nucleotides. RefSeq names its product farnesyl diphosphate synthase (gene FDPS). Gene Ontology annotation, molecular function: dimethylallyltranstransferase activity; (2E,6E)-farnesyl diphosphate synthase activity. The transcript is spliced from 9 exons. Gene Ontology annotation, biological process: trans, trans-farnesyl diphosphate biosynthetic process. Gene Ontology annotation, cellular component: cytoplasm. The record is from RefSeq and is a predicted model, not a curated record. Lineage: Eukaryota; Metazoa; Chordata; Aves; Psittaciformes; Psittacidae. The coding region runs from base 181 to 1236 and encodes 351 amino acids.